Molecule: messenger RNA, 1203 nt
Organism: Spinacia oleracea (spinach)
Lineage: Eukaryota; Viridiplantae; Streptophyta; Magnoliopsida; Caryophyllales; Amaranthaceae
Product: DNA repair protein XRCC4
Exons: 5
Coding region: 112-825 (237 amino acids)
Biological process (GO): double-strand break repair via nonhomologous end joining; DNA recombination; response to X-ray
Cellular component (GO): nucleus; DNA-dependent protein kinase-DNA ligase 4 complex; DNA ligase IV complex
Molecular function (GO): DNA binding
Source: RefSeq, a predicted model, not a curated record
UAGUUGAGAUACGAAAAGGGCGGGAAACAGUCAAGCCUAGUUUAGCUUCCAAUUUCCAAAUCAUCUUGCUAAAUCUCUUAUUUUCACAUAAACCCUAAAAAUUCUGGGAAAAUGGAAUCCGAAACAGAAGCAAGACAUUCAUGCUUGAAACUCGAAUUAACACAAGAUUCUUCCAAUCAAACAAUAUUCGUAAAGGGGACUUGGUUCCCUUCUCGUUUUUCUCUCUCCAUCACCGAUGGCUACGACUCUUGGCUAUGCACUGCAUCGGAGGAGGAUGUGAGAGAGAGAGCAAGCCAGUGGGAUCAAUCUGUUUCGGAAUACAUUGAAUUUGCAGAAAGGUAUUUAGGGUUUCAACAGCCUGGUUCUGUUUAUCGUUUUACUGAUGCUGGAAAUGGCCAUAGAAGGCUGUCAUGGACAUUUGAGAAGGAAGGUAUUAAGCUGGAAUGGAGAUGGAGAUGUACGCCAUCACCAAACAAUAAGAAUACAACAGCAGCUAUAUUGGACUUUCUCAUGGAUGCUAACAUUAGAUUAAGUGAAGAAGUUGUCAAAAAGACCGAGUCUUUUGAGCAGCUGAAAGAAGAAGCACAUAAAUGUUUGGUACAAAGCGAAAAGUUGAGCACCGAGAAAGAUGAGUUUGAAUCAGAAGUAUAUGCAAAGUUUGUGAACGUGCUGAACUCAAAGAAGGCAAAACUAAGGGAGCUUCGUGAUCGUCUUUCAAAACAAGAAGCGAGAGGGAAGUUGCCAGAGGAAGAGGAUGUUUCUGGUGACGAAACGGAACAAUCUAAAAGUGAAACUGAUGAUGGUAGUGAAGAAACAACUGAUUAAGAAACUUCGAAAGAUGCUUCACCGAGUAAACCCCCUGCUAAAAAGAGGAAUACACCACCUAGGAACUCUUGUUUGGCUGUCUGUUAAUUCUAGAGCUUGUUUGACUGCAAUGCUCUUUUAGGCUGGGUACUUAAUCUCAUUCUCAUGUUUGGCCUUCUGCAAACUAUGCUGCAUUUCAAUUCACCCUCCUAAAAUUACGUGUCGGUUAAACUAUAAUGUUUUAAUUAAAUAUGGAGGGACUAUCAGUUGUGGCAAUGUAAUCUACAGUGAAGAUAAAUUAGUGAUGACGAAUUCGAUUGACUUGUAUAUGAGUGAACUUUUGAUUUGGCAAUCUUUGUAUUUUAUAAGUUAGAAAUUACAUGAGCUAGUUUGUUUGAA